This is a messenger RNA of Trichoderma asperellum CBS 433.97, 1264 nucleotides long. RefSeq lists its product as uncharacterized. NCBI's taxonomy places the organism in Eukaryota, Fungi, Ascomycota, Sordariomycetes, Hypocreales, Hypocreaceae. Gene Ontology annotation, molecular function: oxidoreductase activity, acting on the CH-OH group of donors, NAD or NADP as acceptor. The record is from RefSeq and is a predicted model, not a curated record.
GUUGUUACAGUAUAGCCCAGUUGUUGUAUGAUUGUCGGCGAUGAGAUGCAUGACUCUGGUGGGGGAGGACAAAUCAAGUGUGGCGCUGGGUCGGAGGGGUGAGGUAAUCGCCAAAUAUUAUAAGCAUCUUUGAUGGCAAAUCUUGCCUUUGUCACCGGCGCAACGGGCUUCAUCGGCUCGCAGGUCGUCGCAUCUGCUCUGCAAGACGGCUACACCGUGCGAGUGAGCGUCCGAAAGCCAGAGCAGAUGGACACCCUCAAGGGCAUCUUCCACGACGACGUUUCAAGGCUGCAGUUUGUCGUUGUGCCGGACAUUUCAGUUCCCGGGGCGUUUGACAGUGCUCUGGACGGUGUGCAGGUCGUCUUCCAUCUGGCAUCGCCCAUGCCUGGCAAGGGGAGCGACCUGCACCGGGACUAUCUCGAGCCAGCGCGCAAUGGAACGCUGUCGAUGCUGGAGAGUGCCAGCAAGGUGGGCAGCAUCAAGAGGGUGAUUGUCAUGUCUUCGAUCCUGGGCAUUGGGCCCGUCGACUUGUUUUACAACACAGACACGUUUGUCGCAGCCAACACCGGCAAAAGACACGACAUCGACCUCGACAAGGUCUUCCCCGGCGGCAAGGGCGACAACGGCCGCAUGUACGUGGCCUCCAAGAUCGUCGCGCACCAGGCCACGCGGGACUGGGUCGCCGAGCACUCGCCGGCCUUUACGCUGGCCACGAUCCAUCCGACAUUCGUGCUGGGCCCCAGCCUGGUGCGCAGGACGGCCGCCGACCUGGACGGCAUCAACGCCUGGUUCUGGCAGUCGCUGCAGCUGGCGGCGCCGCUGUUCCCAGCCGUGAUUGUCGACGUGCGAGACGUGGCGCAGCUGUGCAUCAGGGCCGCGGCGAUGGACGUGCAGGCCGAGCUGGUGGCCUCGGGGGCGCCGACGAGCUGGCGCGAGAUUGGCGAGUGGACGAGGGCGACGUAUCCGCAGCUGGAGACGAGGCUGGACGAGGACGGGCCGGUGCCGUUCAGGGUCGACAACGAGGUGCUGGGGAUGCGGUGGCGGCCGCUGGGAGAGACGCUGGGCGGGUUGAUAGACCAGCAGCUGGCGCUACAAAAGGGCAGCGCUUAGGCUGUGGAUGUGGAUGGAGGUGCGUGUGGUUGGUGCUGUUAGCCGCUGUGAAUUAUUAUAGAGGGCGUCUAUGAAUGAAUGCAAGGGCAUUGGACAGGAAAGAAAUUGAGGUUGGAAGAGGCCUGUCUGUGCUGUGUAUAUGUGUGUGUGUGUG